AUGCAACUUAUCGCAUCGAGCGUAUUUGAUGUCGGAGUCCUCGCGGAUCCUUGCGGGGAAUACUUGUUCCGCUCUUCCGAACAUACUACUACCCCCCUUAUUCGGACGUCGGGCAACCAUUUGAGACAGGAUGAGAUCCUUCAAAGCAACCGCUCUUCCGCCUCAACGGUACCCAGCCCUCGGCUGGCAGCGGAAGAGGCGCGGAGAGCUGCGGUAUCGAACCCACUGAUGGCUAUCGGAUGGUACGGCAUAGGAGCCUUUAGGGGCGGACUGUCGGACAAACCACCACCACCCCUCCAAGUCAAGGCCGCCACAUAUCUGAUCACUCAACAAGCAACCUGGUAA
Messenger RNA from Pseudogymnoascus destructans, 345 nucleotides. RefSeq lists its product as uncharacterized. Lineage: Eukaryota; Fungi; Ascomycota; Leotiomycetes; Thelebolales; Thelebolaceae. The transcript has 2 exons. Bases 1 to 345 code for a protein of 114 amino acids. The record is from RefSeq and is a predicted model, not a curated record.